UUGAACGGCAGCGACCCAGCCGAGGGUGAUUCUUACUGAAUGUUCUUGUGUCGACGAACGCGUCCGGACCAGAGGCUGACUGUGGGGAACAAGCCACUCUGAAGCGAAUGAAGAAGCAUACACUCUUUCACUUCACAUACAGAGGAUUAACGAGAGGAAAAAAGAGUAAAAGAAGAAAAUGGAGUAUAAAUUACGAAAAGCUGAACCCAGGGACGUGUCUGAUAUAUUACGACUGGUGAAGGAACUUGCAAAAUAUGAAGACAUGGAGCACCAGGUGACGCUGACUGAGAAAGAACUCCUUGAGGACGGUUUCGGUGACACCCCGUUUUAUCAUUGCAUCAUCGCGGAAAUCCAAGGAGAGAGCAGCAAUGACGAUCCGAAAGUGGUGGGUUUUGCGAUGUACUACUUCACUUAUGACCCCUGGAUUGGCAAACAGCUCUAUCUGGAGGAUUUCUACGUGAUGAAUGAACACAGAGGGUUGGGCAUCGGUUCGGCGCUCCUGCGGCACCUCAGUGAUCUGGCGAUGAAGACGCGCUGCAGCGGCAUGAUGUUCAUCGUCGCGGAGAACAACGAGCCGUCCGUCCAGUUCUACAAGCGGCGUGGUGCUGAGGACCUGUCUCAGGAGGAAGGCUGGAGGCUCUUCAGGUUCAACAAGAACAGCCUCGUCAAGAUGGCCACUCCGGACGAGGAAUGAUCGAGGUCCGGCGCCGACCAGAGACGGGGGGGAGACGAGGAAACACGAGGGUCUGACCAGAGACGGGGAGAGAGAGAGAGAGAGAGUUUGGCUGCUUUCUCUUGACGAGUCAUUUUAUUGAAUCUCUGAUGUUGUCGCCGCUGUAGCUGUCAGUCGUGUGUGAGACGUGAAAGCACGCAGUGGUGGCGUUGCAGCAGCCUGCUCGGGAAUAAGUCAGCCUCUCUGCGUCCGACUCCUCAGAUUUUCUCUCCAUUCAGACAUGAUUCAUAGUUCAGCUUUUUAAAAAGGGGAAUUCUGUUUCAGUAAUAUGAUUCUGCAUGUAGUUCAUAGUCUUAGUAAGCAUUUAGUUUAUUUCUAAUAUAUCGAAAUCAUUUAUGUUAACCUUUUGUUCACUAUCCUUUGUUAGUGUUUGAUGUGCAGGAAGAUUUAAUCACUUAAGUUUGCAAUAAAAUAAUUAAUGAUCA
This is a messenger RNA of Micropterus dolomieu (smallmouth bass), 1158 nucleotides long. RefSeq names its product diamine acetyltransferase 1-like. The record is from RefSeq and is a predicted model, not a curated record. The coding region runs from base 179 to 694 and encodes 171 amino acids. Gene Ontology annotation, molecular function: N-acetyltransferase activity. The transcript has 6 exons. Lineage: Eukaryota; Metazoa; Chordata; Actinopteri; Centrarchiformes; Centrarchidae.